CCGAGGAGCGGGAGGCGCUGCGGCUGGAGGGGCGGCGGCGGGCGGAGGAGGCGGAGCAGCGGCGGGAGGCGGAGGAGGCGGCGCGGCGGGAGGAGCAGCGGAGGCUCUCGGCGCUGCGGCGGGAGCAGGAGCGCCUCGAGCAGCGGGAGCGGGCGCUGCGGCAGCAGGAGCGGCUGCAGGAGAAGCUGCGGGAGCGGGCCGUGGUGCGCAUCCAGGCCUGCGUGCGGGGGCGGCAGGCCCGGGUGCUGGCGGCGGCCAGGAGGCGCAGGGCCCGGGAGCUCGCCGAAGGCCGACGCGCGGAGGCGGAGCUGCGCCAGCAGGAGCGGCGGGUGCUCGAGGCAGAGCAGCUGGGCGCGGCGCGGCGCGAGGAGCGCGCGCGGCUGGAGGAGCGGCUGCGACAGCUGGAGGCGAGGCGGCAGCAGGAGCUGGCCAGGGAGCAGCAGGAGGAGCUCGAGCGGCUGGCCCGUCUGGAGCAGGCGGCCGAGCGCCGGCGCCGGGAGGACGCCGAGCGCGGAGAGCGGCAGAGGGCCCUGGAGCGGCAGAUGGAGGAGCACCAGCUGGCGCUGCAGCGCGAGGCGGCCGACCGGCGCCAGAGGCAGGAGGAGCAGGCGCGCCGCUGGCGCGAGCAGGAGCUCCGGCAGCAGGAGCACGACCGGCAGCUGCCGCGGCGCCCCGAGGCGGCGAGAGGCCGGGCGGCCGAGGAGGGGGCCACCGGGGGCACGGCGGCGCAUGGGCACGACGGGCAGCUGCAAGAGGAGGGCGGGGCGGAGGAGGGGCGGCAGCAGCCGCGGCGGCGCGGCAGCAGCGGCAGCAGCAGCAGCGGCAGCCCGCAGAGGCCACGGCCGCGGCAGCACAUGCAGCGGCGCCCCGAGGAGGCGGGGAGCUGGCCAGCCCAGGGGGGAGGUGCCGAGGAGCAGGGCAGUGGUCUGCUCGAGGUCACCGUGAGGACGAGGAUCGACGAGGCGAGGCGGCAGCAGGAGGUGGCCAGGGAGCGCCAGGAGGAGCUCGAUCGGGUGGCCCAGCUGCUGACGGGCUGGCGGGGCGGUGGGAGGGACGGCGAGCGGCGGGUCUUGGACGAGCAGGGAGAGGCUGUUGAGGAGCAGGGCAGUGGUCUGCUGGAGGCUGUCAAGCGAAGAGACCAAGAAGCAGUGGUGUCCCUCUGCUGCCUGAGGCGGGGUCUCGAUCUGGAGGAGGCGGAUGACGGAGGGCGUACGCCGCUGAUCGUCGCGAGUUCCUUGGGCCUCAAGGAGGCCGUGAAGGCACUGAUCGGCGCUCGGGCCAACGUCAACGCCGCCAGCGACUCCGCCACCACGCCGCUGAUGGCGGCGAGCCACUCCGGGACUGCAGAGGCGUCUCAGAUCGCUCGCCUGCUGUGUGCGGCCCGCGCGGCCGCGGACCAGCGGGACGGCGCCGGUCUGACGCCACUCAUGCUCGCAGCCCACAAGGGCAGGGCCGAGGUGGCCGAUGUCAUUUGCGGCGUGUCCGCGCAUAUCGAACGCACAGGACACGGAGGGCUGGACGGCGCUGUUCGUCGCCGCGCACCAGGGCCACGCCGCCGUGGUCCGCUGCCUCCUGGCCCGGGGGGCCGACCGGGCGCUCGCCAACCGCGACGGUGACAGGCCCGAGGAUGCAGCACGCUCGCAGGGCCGCCGCAGCGUGCUGCGGCUGCUGCUGGCCAAGGAUGGUCCCUCCAGCAUAGGUCUCGGCUCGCGCGCUGACCUCCGCGGGGAGUUGGCGCAGGGCGAGCGCGAGCGCGAUCAGUCGCUGGGGCGCUCGAGGUCGGCACAGGCCCUGGAGGACCGGCAGCGGCAGAGGGAGGCGGCCGAGCGCCGUGUGCGGCAGAUGGAGGAGAGCGGGCGCGCCGCAGCAGCCCUGACCAUCCAGAGCAGCUUCCGCGCCCGACGGGCCAGGGCUGCCGUGGCGUCGCUGAGGCAGCAGCGGAGGGACCUCGAGGAGGCCCAGCGGCGGGCGCGGACGGCGGACCGGCAGGCCGCGCGCCUGAGUCCAGGGCAGGCGCCCCAGGAAUCCCAGGACCGGCAGCGGCAGAGAGAGGCGGCCGAGCGCCGGGUCCGGCAGCUGGAGGAGAAGCGGCGCGCUGCAGCGGCCCUGACCAUCCAGCUAGCAGCUUCCGCGCCCGACGGGCCAGGGCUGCCGUGGCGUCGCUGAGGCAGCAGCGGAGGGACCUCGAGGAGGCCCAGCGGCGGGCGCGGACGGCGGACCGGCAGGCCGCGCGCCUGAGUCCAGGGCAGGCGCCCCAGGAAUCCCAGGACCGGCAGCGGCAGAGAGAGGCGGCCGAGCGCCGGGUCCGGCAGCUGGAGGAGCAGCGGCGCGCUGCAGCGGCCCUGACCAUCCAGCUAGCAGCUUCCGCGCCCGACGGGCCAGGGCUGCCGUGGCGUCGCUGAGGCAGCAGCGGAGGGACCUCGAGGAGGCCCAGCGGCGGGCGCGGACGUCGGACCGGCAGGCCGCGCGCCUGAGUCCAGGGCAGGCGCCCCAGGAAUCCCAGGACCGGCAGCGGCAGAGAGAGGCGGCCGAGCGCCGGGUCCGGCAGCUGGAGGAGCAGCGGCGCGCUGCAGCGGCCCUGACCAUCCAGAGCCACCUCCGCGCCCGAGAGGCCCAGGGCGUCGUGGCGGCGCUGAGGCAGCAGAGGCGGGACCUGGAGGAGGCUCGG
Molecule: messenger RNA, 2668 nt
Organism: Prorocentrum cordatum
Lineage: Eukaryota; Dinophyceae; Prorocentrales; Prorocentraceae
Source: the annotation of a GenBank genome assembly